Messenger RNA from Dovyalis caffra, 855 nucleotides. Lineage: Eukaryota; Viridiplantae; Streptophyta; Magnoliopsida; Malpighiales; Salicaceae. The record is from the annotation of a GenBank genome assembly.
AUGGCAUAUUUUGAUGAAGCUUCAACUUUGGAACUCAUUAGGCAACACCUCUUGACUGACUUUGCUUCCCUUGACAAUUUCAUCUCCAAUCUUGAUGAUCUCUGCACCACUUCCGGCACCAGUACUACUGAUGACUCCAUCAAGACUGAAUCAACAGAAGUUGAUCCCUUUGAUCAACCACAAUUCAAGCUGCAAAGUCAAUCUAGCGUCGAAUCCAAGCUUCAAUCCUCUCCAAAGUCUUCAAGUUCUCUAAGCCAGAGAAAACCAUCCAUGAUCAAGAACAUAGCAAUUCCUCCACCAGCAACCUUGAACAUGAACCCACAAGUAGUACAGCCAGUGGUGAACCAGACAGAUGUUUCUAGUGAACAAGAAAGGCAUUACAGGGGUGUUAGGCGUAGGCCAUGGGGCAAAUAUGCAGCUGAGAUCCGUGACCCUAACAAAAAAGGAGCUCGUGUAUGGCUUGGAACGUUUGAUACUGCCAUUGAAGCGGCAAAAGCCUAUGACAGUGCUGCUUUCAGGUUAAGAGGAAGUAAAGCAAUCUUGAACUUCCCUCUUGAAGCUGGCAAGUCUAAUUCUCAACAACCUGAACAAUUCGUGGAAACUUCUUGCCAGAAAAGAAAGAUCGAAGAAAUAGAGAGUAGUAUGGAAAGUACUAGAUCUAUCACCAAUAAGGUGGUGAAGAGGGAAAGUUCUUCGCCGGAAAGUGAGGUCAAAGCAGCGGCUUCGGAACCAUUAACGCCGUCAAGUUGGAAGGGGUUUUGGGAUGGUGAAGUAAUGGGGAUAUUUAGCGUGCCACCACUAUCACCGUUAUCUCCACAUCCUUCAUUUGGAUAUUCAAGGCUGAUGGUUGUCUGA